Molecule: messenger RNA, 1179 nt
Organism: Rotaria sp. Silwood1
Lineage: Eukaryota; Metazoa; Rotifera; Eurotatoria; Philodinida; Philodinidae
Source: the annotation of a GenBank genome assembly
AUGAUAAUAAUAAACGAAACAAUAAUAAGCAAUUUGUCUGAAGAACACGGUGUUCCAUUAGUUGCUAGUCGUGUUUUACUUAUAUUUUACUUUUUAAUUUUUAUUUUUGGUGUUAUUGGUAAUUCGAUGGUUAUUUAUGUAGCUAUUCGAAAGAAAAAUUAUAGAAAUGUUACCAAUUGUUAUGUUAUUAAUUUGGCUAUAGCUGAUCUUUUAUUUUUAUCACUUUCAAUUCCGUAUACAACAUAUUUAGGUGUGAAAAAUCAAUAUCCAUUUGGUGAUACUAUAUGUAAAAUUUAUACACACCUUGCUUAUGGAUUUUUACAAGCUACUUGUAAUAUAUUAGCUGUGAUGAGUAUUGAUCGGUUUUUAUAUAUUGUUCGACCGAGAUCACAACUUGGAUGGCGUACACCGCAUAAUGCUUUUAUAAUUUGUAUUAUCAUCUGGGCUUGUUCCUUAAUUCUCAUUAUUCCUUAUCAUGUAAUAUCACGUUUAUUAACAUCAGCUAAUACUACUUGUGGAAUGAAUGAACAUGAAAAUUUGAUUGUUUGCUUGUUUCCAUUUUGUUCUUAUUAUGCCAUACCUCUUGUUGUGAUUAUUGUAUGUUAUACGAAUUUGGCACUUCAUGUGAUAAGAACAAGUCGAAAAAUGGUUGGUUAUAUGAACACUAAAAGUUUCAAUCAAACGGUACGAGUGAAACAACGACGAGUAACACGAAUGGUUAUUGUUGUGACACUAGCAUUUGCUAUUUGUUGGUUACCAAUUCAUGUUCUUGAAUUAAUGAAAUGUGGUAAACCACAACUCCUUGGUUCUCUUAUUCAAUCAUAUCCUAAAGUUCUUUAUUCAAUACGUGCAUUUACACAUGCAUUAGCUUAUUUUAAUUCCUGUUUAAAUCCUUAUUUAUAUGCAUUAUUGAAUCGUAAUUUCUGUAUUGAUCUUGCUGAUAUAGUACCAUCAUGGAUGUCAUGUUGUAAGCAGUCUAUUACAGUUGAAAAUGAACAUUAUAAUCAUGGACAAAAAUUAUCAACAGUAAUAUUAUCAAAUCAAAUUUUUCUUUCAAAAAAAUAUGAUGAUCCAGAUGAAGAUGAUAUAGAUUAUUAUGAACAAAAACAAACAACAAAUGAUGCUAGUUGUCGAGUUGAAUUACUUGGAAUAAAAGUUAACAAUAUGUCAUCAAAAUAG